Oryzias melastigma (Indian medaka) is the source of this 1439-nucleotide messenger RNA. RefSeq names its product 3-hydroxyisobutyrate dehydrogenase b (gene hibadhb). The transcript is spliced from 8 exons. Gene Ontology annotation, molecular function: 3-hydroxyisobutyrate dehydrogenase activity; NAD binding; NADP binding. Gene Ontology annotation, cellular component: mitochondrion. Lineage: Eukaryota; Metazoa; Chordata; Actinopteri; Beloniformes; Adrianichthyidae. The record is from RefSeq and is a predicted model, not a curated record. The coding region runs from base 82 to 1071 and encodes 329 amino acids. Gene Ontology annotation, biological process: L-valine catabolic process.
CAUGACUGUUACUUGAUUGGAUAGAGCAGCUGUCAUUCACGCACGUACUGACGCCUUACGUAAGGUCAAGAGGAAAGAAGCAUGGCCGCAGUAUUGAGAGGAUCCUCUUACUUAUUGGGAAGAUAUCGCAAACAUGUUGACCUGGUACACGUCUCUGCAAGGCAUAUGGCUUCAAAGACACAGGUGGGAUUUGUCGGUCUGGGAAACAUGGGAAAUCCAAUGGCAAAGAAUCUGUUAAAACAUGGAUAUCCAGUCAUUGCUACAGAUGUGUUCCCAGAGUUCUGCAAAGAGGUGCAAGAGCUGGGUGCACAGAUUGUGGAUAAUCCGGCGGAAGUUGCAGACAAAGGCGAUCGUAUUAUUACCAUGCUGCCCUCUAGUCCCAACGUCAUAGAUGUAUACACCGGACCAAAUGGCAUUCUGAAAAAAGUAAAGAAAGGCUCCCUGUUGAUUGACUCCAGUACUAUUGAUCCAGCGGUUUCAAAGGAGAUGGCUGCUGCUGCUGAGAAGCAAGGGGCGGUUUUCAUGGAUGCACCUGUGUCGGGCGGUGUGGGCGCUGCCAGUUCGGGUAAGCUGACCUUUAUGGUUGGAGGUGCAGAAGAGGAAUUUAAUGCAGCCAAAGAACUACUAACCUGUAUGGGAUCUAAUAUUGUUUAUUGUGGUCAAGUUGGAACUGGACAGGCUGCUAAAAUCUGUAACAACAUGCUCUUGGCGAUUGGAAUGAUUGGCACUUCAGAGACGAUGAAUUUGGGCAUCAGACUUGGCCUCGAUCCCAAACUUUUGGCCAAAAUUCUGAACAUGAGUUCAGGGCGGUGCUGGUCUAGUGACACUUACAACCCGGUGCCAGGAGUUAUGGAAGGAGUCCCCUCUGGGAAUAACUACCAAGGAGGUUUUGGCACUCAGCUGAUGGCAAAGGAUUUGGGCCUCGCACAGAACACAGCCACAAACACAAAGACUCCUGUCCCUCUUGGCUCUUUAGCCCAUCAGAUCUACCGUAUGAUGUGCGCUCGCGGUUAUGCCAAUAAAGAUUUUUCCUCCGUGUUCCAGUUCCUGCGUGAAGAGGAGGGCCAGUAAAGUCAGCCUCCGUCCACAGCUUUGCUAUGUGUCUGCGUCCGCACAGGACUGACAGAGCAGUUUGGGUGCAUUCACCACAAGGAUGUGUUUUUUAAGUUAGGAACUAAAUGAGCUCUACUAUCAUGCAACACAUAUUUUGAGCACUUGUAUCCAGUAUAAAUUCUUGUGUGUUAUGGAUAUUUUUGUAAUCAGACACUCCUUUUAGCUCUAGAAGUAAUCCAUUUGCCACCUAUGCAGAAGAAGAAAUAGAAUUUAUGAUCUGUGCUGAUGUUUGUUGGUGUCCAUGUGUCUGUUUUCCUUGUUUUAUUUUCUUUUGAUUUGGAAAUUGUUACUUUAAGUUUUCACUUAAUAAAAUAAAACUAUUGUAA